Messenger RNA from Fomitopsis serialis, 1059 nucleotides. RefSeq lists its product as uncharacterized. The coding region runs from base 1 to 1059 and encodes 352 amino acids. The record is from RefSeq and is a predicted model, not a curated record. NCBI's taxonomy places the organism in Eukaryota, Fungi, Basidiomycota, Agaricomycetes, Polyporales, Fomitopsidaceae. The transcript is spliced from 6 exons.
AUGACUGUUCUUGUGCUCGGAGUGGCGCAAAAAGCCUUGCCUAUCAGUCUGUUGUGCUGUUUACCUUGUUUGAAUGCCUCUGACGGAAAAGCAGGGAUAUCGAUGAACUCUACGAUCUUCAACACGUUCGUCAUACUGCACUCUCCCCUAGACCCUGCCCAUGUUCUCUGUGAUAUCGUAAGGUAUACGGUACUUGGCGGGAGCAAGAGUACCUCAAGAAGUCACGCCGACCACGGCUUUGAGACGUUCUCACGGCAAACUCACCCUUCCAGUGCGAGUUCGCGGAAGGCCGCACAAGUGCGAGAGAAGGAGGCAGCGCUACGUGAGCUGAUGCGAGGGGCGGAGUUAGAGGCACAUACGAGCCGCAAUGCGCCGGAAGCCGGAGCUUCGCGGAAACCCAAGAGCUCAAACCGGAACACCAGACAGCCCACCGCGGUUCUGAGGCAGGCGAUUGCUACAGAUGCUCAAUCGAAUUUCUCCUCGAGCAACUCGCCGCUUUCCCCGAAAUCCAAGCAGGAACGCAUGUUUGUCUCCCCCGAUCGGUGCCAGGCAGAGGAGAAGAGUACGCCUAGCGCACUGCAUGCAGGCACCCAUGGCCCACGGCGCGAAGUCCCGCUAGCGGACGAUCCCUUGGGCAAUGCUCGAGAUGAGCUAUCGUAUCUCGACACGGUAAUUACCCACCGCUGCCUGAUAUUCGCGCCCGCUUUCCCUCUCGCUUUCAUCCGGAACCCGGCUGCGUCCGGCGAGUACCAACGGCUAGGGCGCGAGCAUAGUCUGCAGGCGAACAGCGGGCUAUAUGCCCUUGAUCCCACGAAGAGGGAGAACGUAGUAUUCAUUGAGCACGAAGCUUGGUUGGUCACGAUGGUGCGCGACCUGGCCAUUACGUGCUCAUACGGCGAUAGCGAUCUCGAUGCGCAACACCUAGAACUCCAGGACCGUCUUCACCGCGAGCUUGGCCGCCUAGACGUCGUGAAAGAAGGAGAAUGGAAGAGGCAACAAGUGUUUGCAAGUGGCCGAAAAACGACCGUCUCUUCCAAUUCUGUCGAUACUUGUGGGUGA